AUGACUUAAACGGCCAUGAAUAACCAGUCACUGGUGACAGAAUUCAUUCUGCGAGGCUUCUCAGAAGAGCCACAGCUCCAGAGUCUCUUCCUCAUCCUCUUUCUCUGCCUCUACACUGUGGCGCUUUGUGGCAAUUCCCUCAUCGUCGCAGCCAUUACCUUCAACUCUGGGCUCCAUACCCCCAUGUACUUCUUCCUGGUCAACUUGGCUGUGUUGGAUGUUAUCUGUGCAAGCACUGUGGUGCCCAAGCUACUCGAGAUUCUGGUGGCAGAGAAGAGAAACAUUUCUUAUGGGGGCUGCAUGGCCCAGAUGUUCUUCCUGUCAUGGUCAGUAGCCGCUGAGGUGCUGCUCUUCACAGCCAUGGCCUAUGACCGCUAUGUGGCCAUCUGCCAGCCAUUGCACUAUGGCUCCAUGAUGAACCCCAGGGUGUGUGCGGUGCUGGCUGGAGCUGUGUGGGGCAUGAGUGUGCUCGGUGCUGGAGUCAAUGCCUGCCUGAUGCUACAGUUGUCCUUCUGUGGGCCCAACGUGGUUGAUCACUUCUUCUGUGAGAUUCCCCCUUUGCUGCUGCUCUCUUGUUCCUCCACAUAUGUUAAUGACAUCAUGGCAAUUGUGGCUGACAUAUUCUUUGCGGUGUUGAAUUUCCUGCUCACCAUGGUGUCCUAUGGCUUCAUCAUCUCCACCAUCCUGAAGAUUCGCACGGCUGAGGGGAAACGGCGAGCCUUCUCCACCUGCUCCUCCCACCUCAUUGUGGUGACCAUGUACUACUCCACCAUCGUCUACACCUACCUGAGCCCUGGCUCCGGCUACUCCCCGGGGAUGGGCAAGGUUAUGGCUGUGCUUUAUGCCACUGUGAGCCCAGCUUUGAACCCUCUCAUCUACACCCUGAGGAACAAGGAUGUCAAAGGGGCCCUCAAGAAAGUCUUGAUGCUCAUAGUGGAAAAAUUGUAA
Equus caballus (horse) is the source of this 948-nucleotide messenger RNA. RefSeq names its product olfactory receptor family 13 subfamily A member 31 (gene OR13A31). NCBI's taxonomy places the organism in Eukaryota, Metazoa, Chordata, Mammalia, Perissodactyla, Equidae. Gene Ontology annotation, molecular function: olfactory receptor activity; odorant binding; G protein-coupled receptor activity. Gene Ontology annotation, biological process: G protein-coupled receptor signaling pathway. The record is from RefSeq and is a predicted model, not a curated record. Gene Ontology annotation, cellular component: membrane.